AACAGAACGCCCUUCUGUUUGUCACGGCGUGCUGUUGUGUGCAUUCAGUUUGAUAAGAGGAAUACUCAAAAAUAUAUUCAGAAGGAAUCGUUUCAUAAUGUUACGACCUUUAUCUGCUGAAUUGGCUGAAAAAGCUCGUUUGGAACUGAAUGAGGAUCCGAGUCGUGUCAGCGAUGCUAUUCAGCAUAUGAAGGAUUGGUUGGUAAAGCAACCACAUCUACGAGCUAGAACAGAUGACCAAUGGUUGCUUGCGUUUCUCCGUGGAUGCAAAUUUAGCUUAGAAAGAACAAAGGAAAAAAUAGACUUGUACUACGCCGUUCGUAACACGGCACCGGAAUUCUAUCGAAUUAAACAUACUGAUCCGCAAUUCAAUGAGAUUUUGGAACUUGGUUCGCUCAUAGUAUUACCGAAGUUGGCUAGUCCAGUAGCCCCGCGGGUCUUUAUGAUAAGACCCGGCAGUUACGAUGCGGACAAAUAUGCAAUCGCUGAUGUUAUAUCGGUAAAAACUGUUAUAGAUAAAAUAUUAUUAAUGGAAGACGACAACAUGGCGGUGGCCGGCAGCCAAACUAUUUUGGACCUAGACAACGUGACGAUGUCGCAUUUUUUGCAAAUGACGCCGAUGGUUAUAAAAAAGAUGGUCGUCGCCACACAGGAUGCUUUGCCGUUACGCAUGAAAGGAACUCACUACUUGAAUACUCCCACCGGAUUUGAAACUAUUUUUAAUGCGAUUAAAAGCUUAUUGACAGCGAAAAAUCAAAGUCGACUGUAUGUGCACAACAAAAAUUACGACGAGCUGUACAAGUAUAUUUGUAAGGACAUAUUGCCCGCAGAGUACGGAGGAGAAGGAGGUACUAUUAAGGAGAUAACAGACUAUUGGAAAAAGAAAGUGGAGGAGUACAGCGACUUCUUAGAGGCGGAUUAUCAGUACGGCACUGACGAGACCAAACGUCUCGGCAAACCGAAGACCGCGGAGGAUAUGUUCGGAUUAGAAGGAUCUUUCAGGCAGCUACAAUUCGAUUAAAU
Molecule: messenger RNA, 1023 nt
Organism: Papilio machaon (common yellow swallowtail)
Lineage: Eukaryota; Metazoa; Arthropoda; Insecta; Lepidoptera; Papilionidae
Product: retinol-binding protein pinta-like
Exons: 7
Coding region: 98-1021 (307 amino acids)
Cellular component (GO): membrane
Molecular function (GO): phosphatidylinositol bisphosphate binding
Source: RefSeq, a predicted model, not a curated record